GACCUUUUCACAAAGAGCAAACUAUGUUCUUAAUUUAUUAUUAUUUAUUAUUAAUUACACACUGAGUCCAGAACAACGAGGAGCGGCUGCAGGGGUUAGCUGAGCAGCUUCAGCAUCGGUGACGUGCUGUUCUCUCCUGUUUUUGUUUGUGUGUGUAAUCACUUCCCUGCAAUACUGCAAAAUGAGUCCAGAGGGGAAGAGGCUGCUGAACAUCAUUGUUCUGGGCUUCGGCUUUAUGUUCAUGUUCACCGCUUUUCAGACAUGUGGCAACAUAGAGCAAACAGUUAUCAAGAGCUUCAACAGCACCGAGUUCCACGGGAGCGGAUACACGAGCAUGGCCAUCAUCUACGGCGUCUUCUCUGCUUCCAACCUGAUCGCCCCUUCGGUGGUGACCGUCAUCGGGCCGCAGCUGUCGAUGUUCUUUAGCGGGCUUUUGUACAGCGGCUACAUCGCUAUGUUCAUCUACCCGUACACGUGGAGCUUCUACACGGCGUCGGUGUUAGUCGGAAUAGGAGCAGCAGUCCUGUGGACGGCGCAGGGAAAUGUGCUCGCCAUCAACUCCACUGACAGCACCAUCGGGAGAAACAGCGGCAUCUUCUGGGCGCUGCUGCAGUUCAGCUUAUUCUUUGGAAAUCUGUACAUAUACUGCGCCUGGCACGGACACGAUCACAUAACGGACAAGGACCGGCAGACGGUGUUCAUCUCGCUCACGGUGAUCAGUCUGGUGGGUUGCUUCCUCUUCUUUCUGAUCCGGAAGCCUGACCCCGAACCCGCUUCCUCUGAGGCGUCGGAGUCGCUGCUGCAGGCCGAAUCCACAGAGAGCACAGCGAGCUCGCCUCAGCCGAGCCUCUGCUCACAAGCUCUGGACGCUUUCUUCAAAGCGUGUAAAAUGUUCGUCACCAAGGAGAUGCUGCUGCUGAGCUUCUCUAUAGGAUACACAGGCCUGGAGCUCACUUUUUACAGCGGGGUUUACGGGACGUGUAUCGGAGCCAUGACGCGGUUCGGCCAGGACGCAAAGGGCCUGAUCGGCAUCUCCGGCAUCUGCAUCGGCAUCGGCGAGAUCUUAGGAGGGGGCGUGUUCGGGAUGCUGAACAAGUGCAACCGGUUUGGGAGGAACCCGGUGGUGCUGCUGGGGCUCAUCACUCACUUUGUUGCCUUUUACCUGAUUUUCCUCAACAUUGCCAGCGACGCUCCGAUAGCCCCGGAGGCGGGAACAGACCUGCAGGCCUACAUCACGCCCAGGAUGAUGAACGUAUUCCAGCCCGAUACUGUGGUAUGUUUGGUUCAGCCUGACAGUGGCUGCACAUUACAGCCAAACAUUAAAAUCAAUUUAAACAUUUAUCUGUGCUAAAUCAGAAGUUACGAGGAGGUUGUGCACGAGAUUUACCUUCGGUUCCUCCCGCCGUUUAUUUUCUGCAAAUGUAUCAAAACAAAUUCUGAAAGCAGCCUUCACUGCGGGAUGAUGGAUAAAGACUUGUUAAUCACAUAAAAAGCACUUUUGAUUCAACAGUGAUGAUAUAAAGAGUCCCACUGUUAGUGCCUGUACGAGCAGAUCCUGAAGAACAAUGCUGACGUUAUUGUGUUUUAACACAAACACCCAGUUUUUAUUGGACGUAGCUGCUUCGGCUGCACGAACUGACUCAAAGGACGAGUGUCGGGAUAUUAUAUAUCGUUCCUCUUGUCAAAAUAAACCC
Molecule: messenger RNA, 1694 nt
Organism: Morone saxatilis (striped sea-bass)
Lineage: Eukaryota; Metazoa; Chordata; Actinopteri; Moronidae
Gene: mfsd11
Product: major facilitator superfamily domain containing 11
Source: RefSeq, a predicted model, not a curated record